Molecule: messenger RNA, 648 nt
Organism: Trichoderma breve
Lineage: Eukaryota; Fungi; Ascomycota; Sordariomycetes; Hypocreales; Hypocreaceae
Exons: 1
Coding region: 1-648 (215 amino acids)
Cellular component (GO): fungal-type vacuole membrane
Molecular function (GO): transmembrane transporter activity
Source: RefSeq, a predicted model, not a curated record
AUGCGGCCUCGGUUACCCGCAUCGGGAAAAAUUCGUUCUCUUGUCGACACCUCAGCGUUCAGGGAUAUGGCGUUUGUAACCUUCAUCAUCGGUACUUUUCUGACCUUCCUGGUCCUCUACACUGCUUUUUUCUACAUCCAAGUGUUUGAUGAGCUCAAUCAUUUGUCGACAUUGGAGUUUGCACCGUAUACAGUCACAUUGCUGAACGCUGGAAGCGUGAUUGGUCGUUUGCUACCCAUGUACCUCAGCGACAAGUAUGGAGUGUUGAACGUUACAAUCUUUUCUACCUUUGCCUCUGCAAUUUUGGCAUUUGGUUGGAUGGGGCUUAAAAAUUUGGGCGGCAUCGUCGUGUUUACGCUUCUGUACGGAAUUACUUCUGGCGCCACUGUUGUGGGAACACCAGUCGUCGUCAUGGUCGGAUCUCCCGACAUGUCGCGAAUGGGAACGCGUCUGGGUAUGUCAUUUAUUUUCUUCGGAGUAGCUAUCCUUGUCGGCACGCCUAUAGCAGGUGCCAUAUUCGGAAAUUUUACACGCACGCGUUGGCUGGGUGGUAUUGGAUAUUCUGCGGGAGGUUUGACCUUGGGAGCGGCUUUCAUGUGCUUGUCGUGGAUUCCCAUGAGCAAAAAGAAAGGGACAUGGAAAAUUUAG